CAAAACUGUUGACGUCAUAUCUUCUCGGCGCGAGAAAAUGGUUUUAAAACAUGGAUUGGAUUGUAUUUCGAACGCCAACGCUCUAUUCACUUUAAAAGCACGUGCCAAAAAACUGCUCUGACUCCACCCUAAUUCUGAGUUGGAUAACCGGAACACUUCGAAUGCGGAAUGUUUUGUAUUCUUGGGUCACGUUUGACGUUGACAACGGUAACUAGAGGUGGGCCAACCUGCGAUUUUAAUGGAGCAAGCAGUGACAAGACGUGACUGCUCCAGUCGUAUCACUGUGACAAAUAGCAGUGAUUUUUUGGAGCAGUUUUACCUUAGUUGGCGGCCGUACUGCUAAUAUUUGUUAAUGCUACAUCGCAAUAUGGCAUAAUCGCAGUCCGCAGUCACGGCCGGGAGAGAUGUUCCAGUUUCUAGCCUGCCCUCUGCAGUAACAGUUUCUAUUUAGAGUGACCGCGAUGCGAUUUAUAACAUUAUAUUAUUAAAUUUGCAUCACAGCUCCAGUUUUGUCCGCGCUGCAUCGGUCGGAGUUUUAAGCGGGCAGUGACAAAAUUGUCACUGCUACUUGACUAGGACUGGAGCAGGCUGUGACUGUGACAGACAAGUAGUAGUGACAAAGUCACAGUUCGUGAAAUCGCAACCCACCUCUAACGGUAACGGUGACGUUUCAAUUUUGAUUUAGAGUUAUUUCCAAAAACAAUUUAUAAAAAAAAAUACUUCUAUUUUCACUAAUGUAUAAUCACAGUUUGUAUAAUUUACUCGAAUUCAAAUAAGAUCAUUCAUAACAAUGAACUACAACGCUAAUACUGGACCUCGUAACGCAACAUUUGGCAAAAAAAUAAAAAGGGUGAGCGAUGUUAACGCUAUGGGAUACAAUCCUUAUGGCAGCCCCAACCAACCACAAAAUGUUUAUCCAGACUUGGGGGCUGUAAAUGACUUAUCAAUGCAAGGAGGCAAUUUUCAACAACAAGGUUAUGGAAUUGCCAAUCGACCUUCGCUCGAUGGGGCCUUUACUAAUAAUGUUCCAGCGCCAGGAGUUAAUUUCAAUAACCCUGUUCAGCAGCCGUACCAGCAAAACCCAUUUCCGAUUACUCCUAAUAUAGGAAUGUUGGGACAGCCAAUGGUUCAGGAUAUGGCUAUGCAGUAUGGGCAACAGUUAGCCGGAGCCGGUAAAAACAUAAUAAAACAAGAAGUGGAAAAAUAUGUUCCUGUAACCAAAUUAAAAUAUUAUUUUGCCGUCGACACCAAAUAUGUUAUUUCAAAAUUGGCCUUAUUGUUUUUCCCAUUCACACAUACAGAUUGGUCAGUAAAAUAUGAAUCAGAUGGUCCUGUUCAGCCCAGGUUCGAAAUAAACGCUCCUGACCUCUACAUACCAACAAUGGCCUAUAUAACGUACGUUCUUGUUGCUGGUCUUGUAUUAGGAAUGCAAGACAAGUUCAGCCCUGAGCAAAUAGGUAUUACAGCCUCCUCAGCUCUGGCCUGGUGCCUAAUAGAAUUGGCAAUUUACAGUACCAUUUUGUACGUUUUACAAGUGGAGACGAGCUUGAAAACCCUAGAUCUUCUAGCUUGUUCCGGAUAUAAAUUUGUGGGGACUAUUAUUAGUAUUUUAGUUAGUUUGGUAGCAGGCAGGAGUGGAUAUUAUAUUAGUCUGCUUUAUACUAACAUUGCUUUAUCGUUUUUUUUGGUUAGGAGCCUUAAAGUGCAAGUUUUAGCUGAGAAGUCGGCCAAAGAUCAUUCAUAUUAUGGCUCAGCAAAGCAAUUGUAUCAACAUUUGACUAAGCUAGGAGGACACCAGAAAAAAAAUGGUGACAUCCUAGAAGUCUCCAUUGAAGUUGAAGUAGACUGUAACAAUCGAUAUCCAGAUGUCUCCUGCAAUGAACACACUCUUAAUUGUCAUGCUUUCGUGGGUCGCAAUACAGCUGGAAUAUAUGAAGUACUUAGCGACGUAAAAUGUAGUCCGAAAAUUGAAAUAACUGUUGAAGAUUUUAGCGAUUCCAAGACAAUACCUUUCGUGUCUGCCAUGCCAAAUGGCAAUGAAAAGCUUGACUUAAGCAAUGAAGCCCUACCACCAGGCCAAGGAAAUGCUGACUUUGUAGCUAUAAGAAAAGACAACAUUCCUUGCUUAGGCUGCCCAUUUGAUUUACAUACUGAUGCUGAAGGUGUAGAUGAGCUAAUCGACACUACUAUCAGGCAUAUUGAAAGUGAAAGAAACCAACGCCAUAAGAUUACCAACAUUAGACGAUUGCAGCAGCAAGUCGUUGCAGGAGUAAAAUACAUUCUUCUUGCUGACGUAGCAGCAACAACAUGCUCUAAAGAUGCUGAUAUUUCCGCUCCAUGUGUUCUGGAUAGCUCUGCUGAACCUUUAACUUGUGAAGUUAUAUUCAUUCAAAAACCUUGGAUAGAUAAAGGCAAACAUAUAAUCAAAAAUAACUGUACACUGUCUCAAGAGUUUGAGCCUGUGAGCCAUUCGAGGCCUGAUAGAGAUGACCUGAGUAAUGAUAUUUUGCCUCAUAAAGAUCUAGAUAUAGCUACUCCAGACGUUCAACCAAAACCAAACACACCAAAUUAUGACGCCAUGGCUCAAAAUGGAAAUAUAGAUGAACCUAUUAUAGAUGCUGGCCGUUUGGCUGACAUAGAGUCUCAAAUUUUAUUCGGUGGUAUGCUUGAAGAGGCUCCAACAAAAAUUAAAAGUGAUGCAAAUUUGGCUUCACCUCAGAUUGUCCAAAAAGAACCUAACAUAGUAACUGAGAAUUUUGACCAUUUAAGCGUAGAACCUUUAAAUAGCGAACAACCGUCACAACUAACAACCUUAUAUGCUUCGAUGCCUGCUGUAGAACAAAUCAAACCAAUCGUAGUGAUGUACACAUCACAAAAUGCCGAUAAUUAUUUCCCAGAUAUUAAAACAACUAUGGGUUCAUUUGGUGGUUAUAAUAGUUUUUGGCCACCACGUUUUGUUAGAGAAUUGCACAGUGAAUCUAGUGAAUCGGAUUCAAAAUCGUCUGAAGAAAAAGUAGCUGGAGCAAAAAAUAUUCCAACUGCUGAAAAAACAAAUAAAGAAAAAUCCUCUAGUGUCAAACCAGAUUUGGAGCUUACUACAAUAGAAGAUGUUGAAGUGAAUACGGAAAGUAUCAGAAAGAAAAGAAAUAUUGAUUCGAAUAGUCAGUCAGACAAAAUUAAGGGAAAUGAUGAUAAUAUGUCAGGUUCAAAAGAAAAUGAUGAUAUUUCCACAUCAGGAGAAAGUAAAAGAGUUAAAAGAUCAAAAUCAUCUUUUGAUUCAAGUGAGGAAUCAGGGGAAAAAAGAAGGAAACACUCAAAGAGUUCCGAAUCUGAUUCGAGCGAUGAUGACGAUUCUGAAUCGAAAGAACACCACAGGAAACAUAGACAAAGUGAUGAUUCAGAAGAGAGCACCAGAAGACUUAGUAAAAAGAAAGAUUCAUCAUCGUCAUCUGAGUCGAAUGAAGAUUCUGGCUCAUCAGAAAAAAAACACAAAAAACAUUCAAGAGCAGAAUCAGGUUCAAAUGAAGAUUGCCCCACGAAGGGAAAGAAGCAUGAAAGUACUGAAGAUGAUAAUGAUAAUGAUCAUGAAAAAACAAAGAAAAAGUGUAGUGAGAAUGCAAACAGCAGAGAAGAUAACGAUGAUAAUAGUAAAAUCACCUUACCAAAGUGUAACAAGGAUAUAUCUGCAUCAAAACUAAAUAAAACUAAGGAUGACAGUAAUAAUGAAAUUAAUGAAGAAGAAAAUGGUGACUCAACAGCUAGGCCAGCAAGAGCAACCCCAGAAGCCUUGAAAAGAAAACGAUCGAUCGGACAAUUAGAGAAAAUAUCUCCAGAUGAAAAGGUUAUUGUGCGAGACUUGGCUGACUUUGCAGCCGCGACAUUAGACAACAUAGACGACGACCAUCACAAAAGAGUCAUUUUACAAAUAUUAGGAGCCAAAAAGCUCAAACUUGAUGGUACUUAUUAUCAAAUCAUCCUUCGCUUAGGAAUAAGUCAUUGUCAUGAAAACGAAUACCAUGAAAAUUGCAGAGAGAAACUAUUUACCAACCAAACAAAAAUUUGUAAAGUUCAAGUGUUUGUAGAAGACGAUUUUUCAAAUCCAAAAGUUGUUAAAUCUCAGUGUCAAAAUAUUAAAAAGGAUGCUGAUGAUAGGAACAGGACUAAUUAUAGCAGAUAUAAGAGAGCCCUACUUGUAGGUGGUCAUUCACCCAUAGCUGCAAAUGAUCCUGACGUAGAGAAAUUUCUUGGGGCUACUUUGAAGCAUUUGGAUUCCGUAUCUGGAACCCCCAAUAAGCACACAACUGUUGAAGUGCUCUCUGCAACUUCUCAAGUUGUAGCAGGUGUGAGAUACAUUAUAAAAGCAAAAAUAGGCGUAACAAACUGUGGUGAAACUAAAGAAAAUCAACAAGGAUCUUGUGAGCUUUUGGCUGAUUUACCACCUGAAAUUUGUACCAUAGAUGUUUGGGACAGGCCAUGGUUGAAUAAGACUAUUUAUAAAGUAAAGUGUGCUGAUGAAAAAAGUACUGAAACCAAAACAUAUUCUUUUGGUGAUGAAGAAGAAGACAAGGAUCAUUCUAGGAAGAAAAGAGGGAUACCAGGAGGUGAAAAUAGUCUUCCUGAAUCCGAAAUUCAAGACUACUUGCGAAAAUGUCUCAUUCACUUAGAUUCGACUUCAGCCGAGAGCAACAAAUACAUUUCCGAGAAAGUCCUUAAAGCUACAACUCAAGUUGUAGCGGGUUCUUUAGUAAAAAUAAAAGCUCAAGUCACAGUUUCAAAUUGCCCUAAAACAUCAGAUAUGAAAGACUGUGUAAAAUUAGAGGGCAGUCCUAGCAUUUUGUGUAAAUUUGAAAUAUGGGAAAAACCUUGGAUGAAUUUCACAGAGACUAGUGUAAAGUGUGAAGAUAGGCCAAAGGAGGUGUUUAGAUCCAAAAGGGAAAUUGGUGGCUGGGAACGACCAGAAAGUUAUGAAUCAGAAAACAGUCACAAACUAAAUGAAUCUAAAGCAACAAUAAUUGUAUCUAAAGCUUUAGAGUAUCUUUCAACUAGCACUCAGCCAGGCAAAAUUCUCACACUGAUGAAAUUAACUAACACACAUCAUUUACAAGAGUUUGAGUCUGAAUUUUGGAAAAUCGAAGCUCAAGUAGCUCUUUGUCAACAAUUCAAGCUAGCGCCUUCAAUACAUCUCACUUUGCCAUUAUGUCCAGCUCAUUUUGAACAUUUCAAAUGCCAAUUUGUGGCUAGGAUAAAUAGCUACAGCUUAUUGGAGCAUAUGAAAGUCAAUAUUACUUGUGAGAAUGAUAAGGAAUCCUAUGUUUAUGACCCUAUUAAAAAAUCUGAGGAUGAAGCUUUGGGUGCAAUGUUUACGGAGUUUGCUAUUAAAUAUAAAAAAGCCUAUAAAGAUGAAGCUGAAUAUAAUUAUCGUUCAAAAGUAUUUAGAGAUAAUCUGAACAAAAUCGCCUUGUUGAACAAAUAUGAAAAAGGCACUGGAAGAUAUGGCAUUACCAGCUUCGCGGAUAUGUCAGAAAAAGAAUUUUCAAAUAGCCAUGGGUUGAGGCCCGAUUUACGCCAUUCAAAUGACCUACCAUUUGCUCGAGCAAAAAUUCCCGACGUGAAAUUGCCUGUGGAAUUUGAUUGGAGAGAAAAAGGAGCUGUAACUGAAGUAAAAAACCAAGGAUUGUGUGGCAGCUGUUGGGCUUUCAGUGUAACAGGCAACGUUGAAGGACAGUACGCCAUUGCUCAUGGCAAAUUACUUGAAUUUUCUGAACAAGAAUUGGUUGAUUGUGAUAAAGUUGAUGAAGGAUGUAAUGGUGGUUUAAUGGAUAACGCUUAUAGAGUAAUUGAAAAAUUGGGAGGCCUAGAAACUGAAUCUGAUUAUCCCUAUGAAGGGGAUGACGAAAAAUGCCACUUCGACCCUGCCAAAGUCGAAGUCCAACUAUCCGGAGCUUUGAAUAUCAGCCACAACGAAACAGACAUGGCCAAAUGGCUACUGCAAAAUGGCCCAAUAUCCAUUGCAAUUAAUGCUAACGCUAUGCAAUUUUAUGUGGGUGGGGUGUCACAUCCUUGGAAGAUGCUUUGCAAUCCCAACAGUUUAGAUCAUGGGGUUUUGAUUGUUGGAUUUGGUGAACACCAUUAUUCUUUGUUCAAUAGAACGCUUCCUUAUUGGAUUGUGAAAAAUUCUUGGGGUCCUUCCUGGGGUGAACAAGGGUACUACAGAGUGUACCGUGGCGAUGGUACUUGUGGUUUAAAUCAAACCCCAUCUAGUGCCAUAGUUGAAUGAAUAAGUGAUUUUGAAAAUUUAUAGGCUGUUUUUAGCAAUCUCAUAUGGCCUCUAUUGACAGGCAGUGUAUAUUAUAUAUUUUUAUAUAGUUUUUAGUUUUUGUUUUUGAAUCUCUAUGAAGAAUCUUCUUGAGUUAUUGACGACAUAUCUGAUAGUGAUAAAUUUGAACAAUUUUUUUUUAACUUAAUGUAGCUUAUUUUCAUGGGUAAUAAUUUGUAGGAAGGAUGCAUUAUACAAAAGCUUCUGUUUCAAAUAUUUUUAAUCUACAUUGAACCAGUGGGUUGUUUUGUUGUUGCUUAAAUGCCACAACAUAUGUUGUUUUAUUUGCUUGAUAAAAAUAAAGUUCUUUUUUUUUA
This is a messenger RNA of Ceutorhynchus assimilis (cabbage seed weevil), 6633 nucleotides long. The record is from the annotation of a GenBank genome assembly. Lineage: Eukaryota; Metazoa; Arthropoda; Insecta; Coleoptera; Curculionidae.